Molecule: messenger RNA, 3025 nt
Organism: Physella acuta
Lineage: Eukaryota; Metazoa; Mollusca; Gastropoda; Physidae
Product: putative ferric-chelate reductase 1
Cellular component (GO): membrane
Source: RefSeq, a predicted model, not a curated record
CAAGAGAUGACCUUACUGCUACAGACGAUAGUGUUGAUUUGUGCCGUCACGGUGAGAACGGCGUUGGGCUACAACACUGGGAUCGGCCUAGAUCCGGCCUGUGAAAAUCUAACGCCCCAGCAUGGAGCGCAAGCACAAACCUCGACAUCGCCCUACACGAUCUCCUUCACCCCUGCGUCUUACACCCCGGGUCAGCCGGUGUCGGUAACCAUCAGCGGAGCCCCGUUUAGAGGCUUCAUGAUCCAAGCACGUAGAGCAGCCGGGUCCUCCACGACAAUGCUCGGCUCAUUCACAGUUGUGGAUAACACAAGACAGGCGUGCAGCGGGUCGCAGGCAUUGGUUCAUUCAUCAGGCAAUGACAAAACAAGCUUAACGUUCAACUGGAUACCACCAGCCGAUGCUGCUGAUUCUGUUGUGUUUAGGGCAACAUUUGUACAAACAGAGGUAACAUUCUGGACAAAUGUAGCAUCGUGGCAGCUAAAUCCUGCUGGUAGUUCCGGUAACCCACCUUCGCUUAAUCCAGCCACACAAACGCCAGUUACUGCUACAACUACCACAGCCCAGAGUUUGGGAACUGUUGCUGCUGAUCCUGAAUGCGAUGGUACAACUAAAGGAUGUUUCACAUCUUGUACUGGCAACACCUGCAAGUUUAUUGUGAGUUGGAAGGAGGAUGGAACUGAUGUUGUCUACAAUUUUACAGCUGCUGUUGAGUUUUCUGAUGGCUCCUAUGUAGCUCUUGGCUUUUCUAGUGACUCCAAAAUGGGUGGUGACAGUGUGAUGGGUUGUGCCUUUGGUACAAAUGGUACAGUUGUGUCCUUCACUGCUGAAAAUGUGGGGAAAAUUUCUUCUACCUUUGCUGAUGGUAACGUCCAACUAGUAUCAAAAUCUUACAACAAUGGUGUCCUGAAAUGUUCACUCCGUCGACCUAUAAAUAUAGGAGGUUCAGACAAGCUCUUUAAUGUAAGCCAACCAUGGACCCUGUUGUUUGCUAGAGGACGAGCCUUUGUAGCUACAGGAGUUAGUUUGACCAACCAUUUAAGUGAAAACUAUGUCUCAGAAGCGGCUGUCACUUCUAAGUUUAGAGGCAAUGUUAAUGUGCAGGGGGAGGGUAAUCCCAUGUAUAAAGCCCAUGGCUGUUUGAUGGUUGCUGCUUGGUUGAUCUUUUCAAGUAUUGGGAUCAUCACUGCCAGAUUUUACAAGCCUGUGUGGAAAAACACAAUUUUAUCUCUCAAAGUUUGGUUCCAGAUUCACCGACUCUGUAUGGUGCUUGUAUUUUGUUUAACUGCCAUUGGCUUCAUCAUUAUCUUUGUUGAGGAGAAGGAAUGGAGUAAAGUUGAAAAUGAGGCAGAGUAUUUAUCUGGACACCCCAUCAUAGGUGUUAUAGUCAUGAUCCUGACAGUCCUUAAUCCAGUCAUGUCCUUGUUUCGUUGUGACCCUGGCACACCCAAGCGACCUCUCUUUAACUGGGCCCAUUUCAUUGUGGGAGUAUCUGCUCAUAUAUUGGCUGUGAUCGCCAUUUUCUUUGGUGUGCGCCUCAGAGGUGCUGUCACACCUUACUACACUGUCUAUAUCUUAGGGGCAUAUGUGGCCUGGAUCUUGUUUGUAGAGAUUUUAUUGGAGCUGAUCACUCUCUGUGACAAGAGGAUAAUCACUCAAGAUACUUAUGAGAUGGGAAGUUCUGACAACCCGAAAGUUAAUCCCCCAGGCUCCGAAAGUAAAAAGACAAUCUUAAUCAAGCGCGUCAUUCUUGUACUCCACUGUGUUGUGGUGGCGUCUUUGGCCGCUGCUGUCAUGGCCAUUAUUGGUGUUGGAGAGGGAUCUGAUUCAUAACACAGGAGAAAGUAGAAAUCACAGUUACAAAUAUUGUGUAUAAAUGACUAGAAUUGAUUUUACACUUUUUAAAUGUAUUAAAAAAUGUAUAUAUGUGCAUUAAAUGUAAAAUAAUUAGGAUUGUGCCUAAAUGACAAUAUUUUUUUUUAUCUGAACAUAAUCAUGGAAAAUGAUCUGCCAAGCUAAAUCAUCAUUUUGUACAUUACUGGGCAUAAGCGAUUCUAUUUUUAUAUUAUUAUUAAGAACAAAAUAUGUUAAUUAACUUUAGUUAAAUGUAUAUUUAUACUGUAUAUUUUCUUGUUUUUUCUUCUGUUAUAUUUUUUGCAUUAUUUUUCAUAACUGUCCUUCAAAAAACUUGACUAAAAAUUUUCCUUGUCUUGUUUCUUUCUUUGUCAUAAUUGACUAGCAGAUAAUUUAUAAACUCUUACAGUUUAAGCUUAAUGGUUAUCCUAUUAAGUAUUCCUAUGACCUAUAAUUUGUGGGCUAAUCUAAAUAAAAAAUGUAAUAUUAAAAAAUAAUGUACUAAAAUAUUUUGCUCGGCUGGUUCGAGAUGUUAGCAGAGGUCUGUUAUAAGAUCUCUUUGAUUUUUUUGUCCAAUGUUUUUUUUAUACUGAUGUCUUUUUUGUCUACUGUAUGUUUUUGUUACAUAGUUGAAUUUCAAAAAUAUAAAUUAUAAAAUUAUCUUAGCUAUAUUUCUAUUCAAAUGUACAUAUUUUGGUAGUAUAUUGAGCACACAGGCCCAAUUUAAUUGUAAAUUGAUUUGCUUAUUAAUCAAAAUUUUGUUUUGAAUUUUUUACAAAUACUUUAAAAUGCAAGUUAACUACACGAUGGGCAUAAAGCUGGCCACAUUAUCCCAUCAUACAGCAAGGUAUAAAACAAAUGGAUGGACUUUUAUUUCUUCUGCCUGGUGAAUCAUCAAGUCUGAGAGGAACUUUACUUUAAGUAACAAAAUUGUGAAAUUUAAACUUUGAUUUUAUAAAAUUUAAAUAAAGAUCUUAUAUUUUGAAACUACCUAAAGCUGAGAUUUACCUUGAACUAAGAAAUAUAGAAAAAUUGUUUAAGAACCUUUUGCAGUUUAGACUUUUAAAAUAUAGCCAUAAUAUAAUAAUAUAUGAAGUAUUUUUUGUUUUACUCUAUAAAAUUCAUGUAUUAUUUAUAAGACCAUAUCAAAUCAUUUUUGUGAAAUAAAAGUAUA